AUCGUUAUAUUGCUCACACGUCCGAGCACUUUUUUCUCUCUCUCUCAAAAGGAAGGAAGCUGCAAAGGGGGGAGAGAGACUAUGAGAAUGAGGCUGUAGUGGUGGUAGCGAGAGAGAGAGAGAGAGAGAGAGAGAAGGCAAUGCAUUUCGUAGUUACGAUGCUCAGAUUUCGCCUGCUAUGCCUGCUCGUUUUCUGCUCAGCUUUCUCUUCUUCUUCAGCUGGACGUCCACCAUUUGCUAUGCGCAUAAGCUGUGGAGCUCGUCAAAAUGUCCAUACACCACCAACAAAUACGCUUUGGUAUAAGGAUUUUGCAUAUACAGGAGGGAUACCUACUAAUGCAACACGUACAAGCUUCAUCUCUCCUCCUCUUCAAACACUUCGCUACUUUCCCCUAUCUGGAGGUCCAGAACAUUGCUACAGCAUUAAUGGAGUGCCAAAAGGACACUAUUCUGUCCGGAUGUUCUUUGGAUUGGUUAAGCUGCCUAAUUUUGAUAAUGAACCUCUAUUUGAUGUUUCUAUCGAGGGCACCCAGAUAUUUUCUUUGCAGUCUGGCUGGAGCACCCAGGAUGACCAAGCAUUUGCUGAAGCCCUUGUGUUUCUUAUGAAUAACACGGCAUCUCUCUGCUUUCAUAGUACUGGUCAUGGAGAUCCAGCAAUCCUUUCCAUUGAAAUUCUUCAAGUUGACGGUAAGGCAUACUAUUCCAGUCAACAGUGGGGUCAAGGAACAAUUUUUAGAACAGCCACAAGACUGAGUUGUGGUACUGGGAAGUCAAAGUUCGAUGUAGAUUAUAGUGGUGAUCACUGGGGUGGGGAUAGAUUUUGGAAAGCCAUAUCAACUUUUGGUCAGAGUUCUGAUCGGCCUAGAUCUACUGAAAAUAGCAUUGAGCAGGCUUCAAAGUCACCAAACUUUUAUCCUGAAGCUCUUUAUCAGUCAGCUCUUGUUAGUACUGAUGAUCAGCCUGAUUUAACAAAUAUUAUUGAUGUGGAGCCCAAUGGAAACUACUCAAUUUGGUUACACUUCGCAGAAAUUGAUUCUUCAGUAACCGAUGUAGGGCAAAGGGUAUUUGACGUUUUGAUUAAUGGUGAUGUUGCAUUUGAAAAUGUAGACAUUAUCAAAAUGAGUGGGGGUCGUUAUACUGCUCUUGUUCUUAACACGACUGUUGCUAUUAAUGGAAGAACUUUGACAAUAACCUUACAUCCUAUAAAAGGUCAUGCGAUUAUUAAUGCCAUUGAGGUCUUUGAGGUUAUUAUAGAGGAGUCCAAAACUUUACCAGAGGAAGUUACGGCUCUGCGAACAUUGAAGAAAGCAUUGGGGCUACCUAUUCGGCUUGGAUGGAAUGGCGAUCCAUGUGUUCCCCAACAACAUCCGUGGAGUGGGGCAGAUUGCCAAUUUGACAGUACUAAUGGGAAAUGGGUCAUCGAUGGACUUGGACUUGACAACCAAGGUCUGAGGGGUUUCUUGCCUGAUGAAAUAUCCAGUCUGCGUCAUCUACAGAGCGUAAACUUGAGUGGAAACAACGUUCAUGGUAUCAUUCCAUCCUCACUUGGAACAAUAUCUAGCUUAGAAAUAUUGGAUCUGUCCUACAACUUUUUUAAUGGAUCAAUUUCUGAAACCCUUGGACAGUUGACAUCAUUGCGGAUACUGAAUCUUAAUGGCAACUCUUUGUCUGGAAGAGUCCCAGCUGCACUAGGAGGAAGGCUUUUACAUAGAGCUAGCUUCAAUUUUACCGAUAAUGCAGGGCUUUGUGGCAUACCUGGACUGCCUACUUGUGGACCCCACCUUUCUGUAGGUGCUAAGGUUGGCAUUGCUUUGGGUGCAUUGUUGUCAUUGCUACUCAUUGUUAUCUGUUCAGUGUGUUGGUGGAAAAGGCGGCAAAAUAUCCUCCGAGCACGACAGCUUGCGGCACGAGAUGCUCCCUACGCAAAGGCAAGGACCCAUUUAGCACGCGAUAUCCAGAUGACAAGGCACAACAACCAUGGCCAUUCUCGGACUGCUGCUGAAACCGGGCCUAUUUUGCUAUCAUGAUUAGACACCCAUCACCUUGGGUAUGCUCCUAUUUUGUGAACGGACACUUCAUUUUGCUUCAGAAGUCGAGGGACCGGUUCGUUGAUUCGGCCUUGCAGAUCAUCUUGUUCAGCUCAUGAUACUGUCUGUUUGUGCUUUCAAAUUCUUGAUAGCUAAUACCACAUCCAGAUCUUACCUGUGUGGCACCAAAAUCUCUAAUAUAAAAAUUCUUGUAUAUUGCUCCCAUUCUUUUUUCUUUUCUUUUCGUUCCAAUUUGUUAAAGAAACGUUGUGACAAAUAGAGAAUAGACACGUGUAGAAAUUGACAAUGCUUA
Juglans microcarpa x Juglans regia is the source of this 2340-nucleotide messenger RNA. RefSeq names its product receptor-like protein 4. The record is from RefSeq and is a predicted model, not a curated record. Bases 141 to 2027 code for a protein of 628 amino acids. Gene Ontology annotation, molecular function: protein binding. The transcript is spliced from 9 exons. Lineage: Eukaryota; Viridiplantae; Streptophyta; Magnoliopsida; Fagales; Juglandaceae.